UUUAGUUAACAUAUCCGGGUGAAAGUGGCAACGUGCUUUUUAUCACAUCCCAGGGUAGUUUGAGUGGCAACUAGCCCCAGUUAUGCCCCUAAUAGUGAUGUGUGGUUAUCCCUGUAGUGGUAAGUCACGAAGGGCAGAAGAGCUGAAGGUGUAUUUUGAAGAAAGCACAGAAAGAAAGGUUCAUAUUGUUGGAGACGGAAGCCUGGGCGUUGAGAAAAACACUGUUUACGCAGAUUCUCAAAAGGAGAAAAAUGUCAGAGCGUCUCUGAAAGCUGAAGUGGAGAGGAAAGUCAACAAGGAUGACAUUGUUAUUCUAGACUCAUUAAAUUACAUAAAAGGCUACCGCUAUGAACUGUUCUGCCUCAUCAAACAUGCACAGACUCCACACUGCUUGGUCUACAGUUUGACGUCCCAUGAAGAGAGCUCAUUAUGGAACACAAACAGAGAUGCUGCUGAUCAGUACAAUCAGGACAUCUUUGACGCAUUAGUUCAGCGAUUUGAAGCUCCGGAUUCCAGAAACCGAUGGGACAGCCCUCUCUUCACUAUCCUGAAAGAUGACACACUUCCAGUUGAAGCCAUUUCUGAUGCACUUUUCAAAAGAAAAGCACCCCCACCGAACCAGUCUACUCAGAGUCAACCACUGUCAUCAGCAAACUUUUUAUACGAGUUGGACAAGAUCACUCAAGAUGUCUUGAUGGGUGUGAGUCGUCAAGAAAAAGUGAACCAGCCAACCGCUGCAGACGUCUUAGGUGCAGGGGCUCUAAGUUCAGCUGUGGUUCACCAGUCAGCCUGUUAGAUGACUCAACAGUUCGAUUCGUUUACAGAUAAGUAUCCAGACCACAAGCCCAAAGAAAGAGAUAAAUCGGAUUAAACAAAAGAACGAUAAAAUAAACCCAUCGCAGUUUUAUCAAUGUGGAAACCAGAAAGCCUUCUCAAACGGGAGACUCGCUGGUGCACACAGCUUCAAAGACAUUCAUAACACUGAACUUCAACAGUCUGACCCUUAAUAGAUGUGACAUUGUGUUUAUGAGUGCAUCUAAAAUCAGUGAUCAUAUUUUUUGCUUGCCUCAUUUUAUUCACUUUUGUCAAUCACGUUGAACUGGUUUUCAGCAUGAGUAACAUCAGUUUAGCAUGAGGUAAAGUGAAUGGGGUCAAGCACAUGCUCAGUGGGCCUUAAAAUCUCUGAUUUCACCAUUGUUUCCAAAUAUUUACACUACAACUGAUUUGAGGGGAACCGGUCUAAAGUCGUUAAAAGUUUGGGGAUAACUACAUUUGGCAUUAGGCAUUUAAACUAUAUGAAUGGGUACUUGCUGUUUAUAAAGAUUUAUUUAAAACACAAUAAAAUCACAGGACUCAGAUGUUGAGCUCAAGAUUCGAGUAAAUGCCCACAAAUAUUAUUAGGUCAGUGAGAUUUUUUCACAGUCAUGGAGUGAAAAUCUACAUCCUGCGAUUAAUGUUAAAGUACUGACUGUGGCUGUGUGAAAUUCCUGGAUCUCAAUGCUAAAAUCCAAAGUGUUGAAAGGAUUAUAAAAACAAUCGACAGCUUUAGCUGUUAACUGCUGACUGUCCAACGUUUAAUAAAAAAUGAAUGCACCCCUGCACGUUGUAAGUUUGGGAAUUUCUGUCUGCCAUUCAUGACAUGAGUAUGGCAUGAUUACCAAAACAAGGCAACAGAGCAAAAUCAGCAAAAAAAAAAUCAAUAAUAAAAAAUAACCUCCUCCUUGUCUUUGUUUUGACAUCGAGCUCAUGUAUUUGUUAGCAUGCCACAUGUUGCACUUCCUUCUUUUUGCGAUUUCACACAGAUCACGGCGUUCUGUUGCACAAUAUCUGCAAAAGUUUCCAGCAAAAUAAAUUAAGAGGAGUAAAUACUUCUCUAAUUCUGAUUCAUUGUUCCUUAUACUCUUUGUAGAGAUCCCUUUUUUAAAAAUUCAUUUUUAUAUGUGUGUUUGAUAAAUGUAA
Molecule: messenger RNA, 1959 nt
Organism: Pundamilia nyererei
Lineage: Eukaryota; Metazoa; Chordata; Actinopteri; Cichliformes; Cichlidae
Gene: kti12
Product: KTI12 chromatin associated homolog
Exons: 8
Coding region: 83-796 (237 amino acids)
Source: RefSeq, a predicted model, not a curated record